UGUGCGUGUUGUAUGUGUGUGUGUGUUGCGCGCCGCCGAGCAGGUUAAGUAGCUCGGUUACACGGAUAAUAUCUCCGCGCAGUGUUAUGAAAGGGGGACAUUAUGGAGCUGUAACAAGGAGCGACCCGGUUGUUUAUUCCUGAGAGGAAAUAGCGGCUCUUUACGCACACACCGGAGAGGAUCCCUCCGACGGACAAGAAUGAGGGCCUUGUCUGCGUCGCGAUGCGUCCCAGUUAGUUAAAGAUGGUUCAGCGAAGGGUGCCAGACGGUGAUGGAGGAGCAGAUGAUGGACUCAACGAUGGCCGUGUAGAAUUGUACCAUCAUUCUCCCUGGCAGGUUGAAUUUCCUCAGCUGCCUCAGGAAGAACAUCCUCUGCUGGGCCUUCUUGGUGAUGGAGCCGAUGUUCAGCUCCCACUUGAGGUCCUGGGAGAUGAUGGAGCCCAGGAAGCGGAAGGACUCCACAGCGUCACUUUGGAUGAAUGGAAAAAUACAACACUGACUUGAAAUUCUAUUGACUGUUUCAGCCCAUAAAUAAUUCAUAAACAGUUACUAAUCGGUCGAUUAAACCGAUUAGUCGACGAGGAUUUGUUUUUGUUGGUGUAGGACAGCUGUAGUUAAUAUGCUGACAUUACUAACAUGUAAACAAGGUCAACAUUAUAACUGCUCAACAUCAGGAUGUUAACACUAGUUAUUGUUAGUAUGUUGGCAUUAGCAUUUAGCAUGUAAUAUAGUCUCUAGUGAUAGUGGAUGAAAACAUUCAGUGAUAAAGCACAUCCUGCCAUCCCUCCUCUCGGAGUGCAGGCCUGUAAACUGAAACAUGUUACAGUUUAUCAUACAUGUGCUUUUUUCUCUCUCACAUUAUCCAGUUUGAAAAAGCACGACACUCUUUCUGUUGCUCGUGUUGUCAAAUAAAAUGCCUGUCUAGUUUAGCAGAGUCAAUCUUUCCAGGAGUGUCCUCUCCAAUGGAAGCAACACAUUAGUUCCUUUCUGGGAUAAAAAGUGGGCAUCUUCCAAAUUUCCAUGGUAUCAAUGUGAAUGUUUGAACUGAUCUGCAAAGCUGGCUAUUUACAGCUAAAAAUAAUAUAUAUUUUUUAUUAUGCAAACAAGCAACGCAGACCUCACUUUCUUAAGUAUGUCGUCUUUCCCCCCUCCCCUUUAACUCCUCACAUUCAGCUGAGAGUUCUUCACACCCGGCCGCUUUCUGAUGUCGACAUUUCUUUCUGUCAUGAGAGGGAUCUCAUGGGGCUGCAGAAAUCCACUCUGGGUGUCUUAAGUAGUCCCAAAACAAUUUGACACCUGUCUGAAGGUACAGCAGGCAGCCAAAGUCGAUUAAGAUAUCGCGUCUCUCUCUCUGGUCAUCUGACUUUGCCUGUUAUUGUUCUCUCUCCUGCAUAUCUGUCAUCGCUGCUGUGUAGCCAUGCAGAGGGAGAGUAAUGCACCACAAUCUCCAGUCUCAUCGGUGCAUCUGUGCUGCUAUUUUAUGAAUCAUCUCUUUGUGAGUCUGCAUAUAAUCAUAUCUGCUUCCUUUUUUCUUCUUCUUUUCUUUCCUGCAUCCUCAGGUCCUCUGUGGUUAUGCUUCCUCCCGUGGUUAUGGUUGCACCAGUAAGCAGUCAGGAAUGUCCUCCUUCCGCCGAUGACAUGGUUUAACCCACGCACGAUCCGGUCACCGUGAUGGCCUCCAUGGUUGCCAAUGGAAACCCAGAUGGGCAGUCUCUGGUCCUCAAAGGGGUGGAUCCAGAGACCUGCAUGAUUGUGUUCAAGAACCACUGGUCUCAGGUGGUGAAGAUUCUGGAAAAGCAUGAUCCCCUGCGCGGCAGCUCCACCCUGGCCUCCCUCAAUGUCCUCCCUCUCUCCGCCGGCAGCUCGCCUCGCCCUCGGCCCCGUGGCGGAAGCGAGGCAGCUGCGGGUUCGACGUUCGCUGAGUGCAUGCUGUUCCCGCUGAUGAGGGAGCGAGCAGCGUCCCAUGGGCCCAUGGAGGGCCAGGGAGUGAUGGAUGGAGGCGUGAUGGAGUGCCUCGUGUGGAGGGAGUUCUGGAGUUCACUGAAGCUGGAGCAGCUCAAGCAGCUCAAGAUGCUGGUGAUGCUGUGUGGCCAGCCCCUGCUGCACCACAAGCCCAUCCUGCGGCCGCUCAUCAUGCUGCUGUCUGCUGCCUGCGGGCGCGCGCAGCGCUGUGAAGGGCCGCUGCUGGUGCUGCUGCUCAACCAGCUGUGCUGCGUUCUGGCCAAAGACCCCUCCAUCCUGGAGCUGUUCUUCCACACCAGCGAGGACCAGGGAGCCACCAACUUCCUCAUCUUCUCCCUGCUCAUCCCCUUCAUCCACCGGGAGGGCACGGUGGGCCAGCAAGCCAGAGACGCCCUGCUGCUCAUCAUGUCGCUGUCGGCUGAGAACGAGCGCGUGGCCAAACACAUCGCGGAGAAUACCUACUUCUGUCCGGUUCUGGCCACGGGGCUGAGCGGCCUGUACUCGUCUCUGCCCACGAAGCUGGACGUCCCCAGUGCGGACUGGCACUGCCUGCACAAAGAGGACUGGCUCCGGAUGCCGCCCCUCGUCCAGUUCCUCAACUCGCUGGAGUUCUGCAACGCUGUAAUUCAGGUGGCCCACCCGGAUAUCAGAGACCAGCUGGUGAGCUACAUCUACAACGGAUUCCUCGUGCCUGUCCUAGCGCCCGCCCUCCACAAGUUGACCCUGGAAGAGGUGAUGACCACCACAGCAUACCUGGACCUCUUCCUGAGGACCGUGUCUGAGCCCACGCUGCUGCAGACCUUCCUCUCCUUCGUCCUCCUCCACCAACAUGAGAGCGUCCACAUUCUAGACACUCUGGUCAGCCGCAUCAACACGCCGUUCCAGUUGGGCACCGUGUCCCUGGGACUUUUCCGCACUCUGAUUGGCUUAUACUGUGAAGACGUGAUGCUGCAGCUCAUAUUGAGGUACCUGAUCCCCUGUAAUCACAUGAUGUUGAGUCAGAGGCGUGUUGUUGGGGAGAGGGACUGCUACUCUGUGUCAGCAGCCAAGAUCCUGGCAUUAACGCCGUCCUGCUGCUCGCCCGAUCACAGCCCCCCGCCGCUCCGACAGCUGGAAUCCAUCCUAUUUUCCAAGGGUGCGGAGACUCCCAACAACACCAGCGCCACGGAAGAGAGGGAGCGCUUCUCGGAGGAUGACGACGGCUCGGGUAACUCCUGCACCAUCGGCUCGGAGCUCUACAUGGAUGUCAGUUAUCUUCAUUACCUCUACGACGCCCGUCUGAGCAUCAGCGGCUGCAUACGGGCCUGCCAGGUUUGGUCCGCCCCGUACGACGGCGAGGACCCCCCGCCGGAGAAAUACCAGCCCGGCGUCCUCGAGGAGAAGAAUUGGCAAACCCAGAUGGCGUUCAAGCGAGUUCCACCGCCGCCAGCGCCUCGGCCCUGCCCGCCGCCCACAACGGAGCCGCCCUCCAUCACCCAGCAGGAGCUGGAGUGGGACGAUAGCUACGACGCGUGCCCGGUGCAGACCGGACAGGCCCCGGUGGAGCCGACACGUCCACGGUCGCCCCCUGCUGAGCCCCCGAAGCACAUCCAGGAGAUGAGGAAAACCGCCAUCAUGUUCGUGCAAGGUUCGUAUAUUGAGGAGAACGAGUUCCAGGACGACGUCAUGGUGUACGACCUCGUCGCCAAGAAAGACACCAGAGAUAUUGAAAGCGGGUCCGAAUCGGAGAAAACCCAACCGGGAUCAUCGGAGGUUCCCCUAAAAAACUCUGCGACGGCUCAUAAAAACCCGUCGGACACAAAGGCCAAAGGUCAGACGGACAACGCCGCGGCCGCCGAGCCGGGCGACGACCUUCUGUCUCAGUACGAGGAGCUCAUUCGCACGCUGGACACCAAAGCGGGCGGAGAGAUGAAGAAGCCCGUCGCACCUGCGGAGGAGGAGGACGAGGAAGAGGAGAUGGAUUUCGCCUCCUUCUCUGCUGAGACGCCAGAGCCAGAGAAGCUGCAGUCGCCGUUCGGGCCCAAAUUUGGCAGCGGAGGCGCGGCGAGAAAGCAGUCGGUGCCGUUCACCGGUCCGUUCGUCAGCGUGCUGCUGUCUCGUCUGGAGAACAUGCACAGCAACACGCUCCACGUCAACCUGCUGCUGACGGGCAUCCUGGCCCAGCUGGCGGCCUACCCUCAGCCCCUGCUGCGCUCCUUCCUGCUCAACACCAACUUGGUGUUCCAGCCGACGGUUCGCUCCCUUUACCAGGUACUGGCCAUCGUGAAGAACCAGAUAGAAGAGCAGGCCGCCACCAGAACAGACUUCCCAGAGCUGAUCACUGCCGCCCAACACUGGCUGCUGGUCAGGGAGACUUCAGAUGACGGCAGUAGCUCCUCCCCCGGCGAGGCGGGAAGGAUGAUGAAGAGCUCGCCGAAGCCCAAACACAAAGUCAUCUCUCUGGAGCGGACAGAAGUCUUCGCCACCGUCCUCUUCACGGAGUUCCUCAAAGAACUGGCUGCUAUCGCACAAGAGCACUCCAUCUUAUCGUACAUUCCUAUGGAAGAGUGAUGGGGUCCCAGUGGAGUCCAGUGACUCUGAAAGACUUCUAAAGACUCUUAUUUGGGUUUUUUAAAACUAUGAUCUUCCGGUCUUUUUUCAGGCACACAGUCAUAGCACACUUUAUUUCUACCCCAAGCAAAGAUAAUCAGUUUAUAAUACUUUUAAAUGAAAUCUUUCUACUUCUGUAAAGAGAAGAAGGAAGGCGUUAGAAUCUGAGCGGUUAGCUGCACCGGCCCGAUAAUGCUGGUCAGAGCGAGCUCCAGGUCCACCAACCAAAGACUGUACGGAGAAGAUUUGAGCAAAAACAGCAACAUUUUCCGAAGCAAUCAUCAACUCUUAUCUGGACCUCCGGAUGCCGCUGCGCCGUGCGGUUCCGUUAAAUACUCAGGUGGCUUUUUCGGAGAGUUGUUGCCUCUUUGCCGGAGGAUUACGCACCACGUGGAGCCUCGACGGCUCUCGCAGAAUUAACAGCAUUACAAUGUCAGUUGAAGAUUAACCGUUGGAGCCGACAUCGUCACACUUCCAAACCUCUCACGCAGACGUUACGUGACAACUUUCUUUUGGGGCAAAACCGGUGGGUCACUUUUUUUUUGUCGUUGGACUUUGGUGUUGAGUGUACAUUUUGUUUUGGUGUUUUUCCCGUCAAUUCAUGACGGUACCUCAGGAGUCUCUCGCGCACGUCCUCUAAACGACCUUCGGGUGAAGCCGCUUCACCACAGUGCACUGGUUUCUCGCAUCAGUGGGCUUCACGUCUUCUCUAGACCUCAUCUCCGAAACCAGAAUUAUUCAUGCUAUAUUUAAUUUGCCUUACUUUAGUGAUGCUUUAUGAUGUACAUAUUGUUGGAAUCAAAGUUAUAAUGACAUGGGACACUAUGCAAAUCUUGGAUAUUUUGGGUAUAACUAGAUAUUUUCAGAAUGGGAAGGGGUAUUUAAGAGUUUCUAUCGCCAUAUUAGUUUUUUUCACGUGGCUAUAUUAAAGGCUAGUUGUUACGGUUUGUGAUCAUUUUCUAUUGAGGGAUUGUGUCGGGUUUUGUAGUUGUGAUAAGUCUCACGUCACUGCUACGUGAGUCGGAGUUUUGCAUCUGUUGGAAAAUAUCUCGCAUUUUAACGGUUACAGAGGUUAAAAUGUUGAACAUUGCCUUCCUUUUAGUCCAAGUAUUUCACAUGGAAUGAGACGAUACAAUAUGUAUAUUUUGUUACAAAUCAUGCCUCAGCUUUCUUAAUGAAUUUACCAGGACAGAAAUGCUUCAUUAGUGCCUAAAUUAUGAUUUCUGAUCACAUUAAUGCCUGAAUUCAAAUGGAUUUACACAGGAAUUGAUUAUUUCUCUUGAAGUUGUCCAUUGUCAAAUUGACACUCAACAUAUUUUAUUCCUCCACAGAAGACACUUAAAAGAUGUUAUUUUUUAACAAACCAGGUUUCUAGGAAUGCAACCAUCUUGCCUCAUCCAUUCACGACUGGAUGUCAAGAUAUAUUUAAUAUAAUGUGGACAUUUACCUCGGAAAAAGUCAUUUAAAAAAUAUUUUUAUAUAUAAGAUGUCUGAGAUAAUGGACUGCUUCGACAACAUCUUAAAAGUAAUUAAAUUUAUUAGGACAUAAGUGUAAGUUGUAAGUCUUUCAAAACGACACUCUGUUUAUCAUUAUCAUCUCAAGACAAAGAAUUGUGUUUCACUUUAGUCUUAAACCUGGAUUGUGUGUUUGUUCUUUUCAUCUUGCAAUAGAUCGUGCGAUGGGAUCUUUAUUUGUACACGAAGGGCUUGGAAGUGUAUAUUUCUCAGAGUGGUGAAAGUAUUUCUCUCUGGUAAAAGACUGUUACUGAGCGCUCGAUGUUUUUCACACUACAGUCUCACUGCAGACACCUCAGCCAGCACACACACAUUCAGGCUGGGUAACAAGCCCAGCACAGUAUGACAAUCUCUGUUGUGGCAGCAUUGUGUCAUGAAGAUGUGCAUUAUAGACACGAUUCUGUCUCCGUGGGGUUUUUAUUCCAAAGAUUCAACCUGUCUUACACCAUUCGGCCUCAGUUUUCUGUCCAAGACCCAAAGGCACGCCUCUUUUAAUAAAGACAACUUCUGGUAAAUGAAA
This is a messenger RNA of Pseudoliparis swirei, 6586 nucleotides long. It is a transcript of the gene fhip1aa, whose product is annotated as FHF complex subunit HOOK interacting protein 1Aa. The record is from RefSeq and is a predicted model, not a curated record. NCBI's taxonomy places the organism in Eukaryota, Metazoa, Chordata, Actinopteri, Perciformes, Liparidae.